Molecule: messenger RNA, 962 nt
Organism: Cuscuta epithymum
Lineage: Eukaryota; Viridiplantae; Streptophyta; Magnoliopsida; Solanales; Convolvulaceae
Source: the annotation of a GenBank genome assembly
CCCCAUUCGACCCCCCAAAAGAGAUAAGAGAGCAAAGGUAUCCACACAACUCGAAAGGGAAGGAAGAAGGAGAGCAGUCCGCAGGUUCUUUCUUUAGUGCGAAGCUCUUACUGUUCGAGCCAUAACUUGAGAUUUACUCGUCCAAUUAAGGCGUAUAAGGUACCAAAAGAAAGCUCUCAAGACGAGGAAUCCGUGGAGGUCUGGUUUGCAUCAAUCGGAGUGGUGGAAGGCUUCCAGAUUGUCCGAACAAAACGCAACCUCGCAGAACACAGUUUUGUAUUCAAAGAAACGAGUUAACCGGAAAACACCCGUUCUAGGGACUGUUUUCGUGUCAUUCGGUUAGGAGUGGAGCUGGCAGCUGGAGGAGGCUGUUUAACACUCAUUUCUAAGCAAGGAAUCAGUUCUAAAUCAACCUUGACCAAAGCCUUGACCAUUGGAUCAAGAAGGAAAAGUUUAAAGCUCAAUUAAGGUUGAGGCUAGAGCUUGCAUCCUGUGCUCGUUGAUCGAGUGAUUCCUCGGAGAGAAGACUUGAAAUGGACCGUGGUGGCAGGAUUACUAGGAGAAACCCGACCGGCCAUGUACCAGUGGAGACUGGACAGGGCAGUCGAAGGACCUCUAGGGCAUCUAGAGGAGCUGGCCGUGGAGGCCGAUCACAGACCGUGAGUGACGGUCAUGUCGACACGGAAAGUGAAACCUACUGGUCCUAUGAGGACUCGACCUAUCGACCGGAAACUGAACCGGUUGAGACCCCUUAUGAAGGGGAUGAUGAUGAUGUAAGUGAUGAGGAGGAAAAUGGCUCCUUAGCACGGAUUGAAGCACUACUUCAACAGUACCACCGUGAGCGUGAGGAGAGGAGGGAACGCCGAAGGCACCGGGCUGGGCAGCCUUCGGGCGGGGCUUCAAGAGGGAGAAGCCAUGGCGACUCUAGGGCCCACAUUGAACCACAUGGGGGUCGGGGUGAU